Messenger RNA from Paraglomus occultum, 123 nucleotides. NCBI's taxonomy places the organism in Eukaryota, Fungi, Glomeromycota, Glomeromycetes, Paraglomerales, Paraglomeraceae. The record is from the annotation of a GenBank genome assembly.
AUGACUCCUCUGCAACAAGAGAGUGAAGUUGUUGAAAAUAUCAACAACCAACUGGCAUCUCUGAACAUCAACAUUAAUGAUACUGUAGAGGAACAGUUGUGUUUCAGGAAAUCUGGUGUAGAA